GCCAAUCAAAAGGCGUGCAGUUAAUAUCCGUGGGCUUUUCAAAUACCUGUACACAAGUUGACAUCGCAAACACCAAUGUCUGAAAAUGACGUUUUCUUGGGAAUUAGACAAUGUGGACGCCUUGCAAUGUGUCGUAAAACGCGAUCUGAAAUGUUCAGGUAUCCGAAUAUCGAAGAAGAAGGACACACACAGAAAUCACCAAGCACAAGAUAUGCAUGCAUCUCCCUUGUUUGGUAAGGCAUUACAGUCUUAUGAGCUGGUAAGAGAUGAGGACUCAAGAUGUCAUGUGCCCAGGUUCUUAUUGGAGUGUACAAAGUUUCUUGACAGUCAUCUGGACAUGGAAGGCAUAUUCCGUAUCUCAGGUUCCAAAUCCAGACAACGAGAGCUACAGAAAAAACUAGAGAAUGGUUCUUGCAUUCCUGAUGAUGCCAAUGCAGCAGAUGUGUGCAGUCUCUUCAAACAGUUCUUCCACACCCUCCCUGAGCCACUCAUUACACCUAAACUCCAGAGUGCCUUCUACAAGUGCUCACAGAUAGAAGACAUCGCAGAGCAGCGAUGGGUCGUCCUCAACAUCUGCCAUCUCUUGCCAUCACUCAACCUUCAGACCUUGCGCUUCAUCGUCCUCUUCCUAAACCGUGUCGCCUCAAGGUCGGAGAAAAACCGCAUGGACGUAUCCAACCUUGCCAAGGUGUUCACACCUAACUUCUUCGGGACAUUCACAGCCCUUGAUAAGAAGAACCCAGAGAAGAUGAUAGGGUUACAGACAAGUAUGGUUAGUUUGAUGAUUGAGAAUGCUAGGCUAAUUGGUGAGGUCCCUGAAUGGAUGAUAGAGAAGAUUGCAGGUCAUAACCAAUCCAGAGAGUACCUGGAUCGUCUCACAUCAGAGGACGAGCUGGAAAAGAGCGAUGAUAAUCUAGAAGAGUGUGGAAGACUAUCUAGACGACGUAGGAGGAAGAGUGGAACAUCAUUCCAAGUGCUAGUGAAUGGUCUUGGACACAGCUUAGGCAUUCUGAAAACAGGCUCUUCAACGGAGAGCAUCUUAUCUACUGCUACUGAUACGCAUAAUACGGAGUCACCAAAGAUCAUGAAGCGGAAAGCCAGUGAAGAUAUCGGCAGUGCAUUUACUUCCAACAAGAGGAAAGUUUUGCUGCACAAGAUGACAACAGAUCCUCAGUUUAGCAAACCAGGUCUACAUCUCCAUAAGAUUCAUCAUCAAGGAACACCUAAUCAACAUUCUCAUCCAGCCCUGGGCGAAGCAGAUGCUGUCACAGCAGAUGGCGAGACACUCUUCAGGUAUGGUACGCCAUCCAUUGUGUAUGCUGAUGAUUCCUUUGCUGGACACACCCCUGGCAGGCUGGCUGGGAGGGAGAUGUUCUCCAAAGGACAUAACAGGGGCCAGGAAACACCCAAAAGCAAACUCAAAAAAUUUAAGGAACUCAGUGCAAGGAAACUAAAAAGGAGAUCUGUGGCACUCAAUCUAGAUGGAGAGCCAUUCAGUACAAAGUCUCCUAAAGCAAGCAAGACACAAGAAAACAACAAAAAGGAAACCAAAGAUGUUGGUUGGAGACUAGCUAACGCUUCACCACCAGAUGGAGGCCUGGACACCAUGAAGCUCUUUGAACCUCAAGUCCGACCAAGUCCAAGCUUUGACAGUCCCGGCCGGGUUCGUAGACACAUCAAGACUCCUAGCUCUCCAGCCCGACUCCUGACUGGUGCUUCCCCAGCUCUUCGCCGAUCUACAAGGCUCCACACAUCAGAUAGUGAGAAUGAUAUUUGUGGUUCCAUAAAACCUAUAAGAUUCUCAGCUGGGGAUUCACCUAGAGUAGUGAUUGUAGAUACCCAAGCUAAGGCAGUAGCAUCACCAAAGGUUGUGGUGGUUGACAUAACUAUGGUAAGUGAAUCGAACCUUGCUACAGAGUAUGUAAAGAAACAACAGGAGCAUGCCUCCCAGUUGAUUGGUAGUAAGUUGGGGAAGGAGCGAACAAGUCCAUCCAUCCAUAUUCCUGACAGCACUAGGCAGAAGAUCAAAGCAGCUGAGAUAGUUUAUGCAACCGGAAGCUCAGCAGAAGACAAACAUCUCCAGAAGAUCGUAGACCAGAGUGUAAAGCACAGUUCCUCUGAAGAUCGUGUCCCUGCUAAGGAAAUGACACCAUCUAUGAGUCAGAUGAGUCUAUCUAGUGUGCUCUCUGGAAUCAGUGUCGGUAGCCUCAAAUCAGAGUUCAGUCAGUUUGGGUCAGAGGCAUCCGAGAAACAACCUACAACUACCUACAUGGAAACAGACAUCUGUUCUCCAUGUGUGUUUGAAUGCAAAGAUGAUACCAUGGUGGCCAUUGAAGAUCCCUCAAAAGACUGCUCUGACGGUAUGACUCAAAUGGAAACAGAAAACCCCCAAGAUACAACGCUUGUUGCAGGAAAUACACCUGUAGAAGAAACCCAUUUCGAUGGUAGUCAGACGACACAUCCUGGGGAAAAUCAACCAGAAAUAAAAGACAUCCAAAUCUCAAAGGAAACCAUGAGCAACGAGGGGCACUCCCAUGUUAUGUAUAGACCAGACACUGGAAAGUGUACUAUGUCUAAAUCUGAAUCAAUUGAUAGUGGAAAGGGUUGUUCAAUGGAAGACCUCCAUGUUGCCGCUAUAGAUGGGAAGCCAGAAAGACAGCCACCUAAGCUUCCAAGCAAGCAAGACAGCUGGGAUGCCGAUGUAGAGGAUGAAGGUAGUGAAGAGGAAGAAGAGAUGAAGAAAGAAAUAGAUAUCAAGCAUACCAAAGAAUCACACAUAGAACUAAAGGAGAUGCAGGAUCCAAGUGAUACUGGUGACCAACAGGGAACUAUGAACAGAGUGGCUAUCGAGGAAAAUUUUGAAGGAAACAAAGGAGAAGCUGAUGAAUUAAAAACUUACAAUAGCAAUGAAAGAUUUGAUGCAAGUGAUAAGGCUAAGGUUUUAAGCUCUGCAGAUGGCAAGGUUAGCAAAGAUGACAUAUUCAAGGUGCCACACAGUGUUGAUAAUACUGCGAGUGAAAGUGAUAAGCAGAACUUGAUAAAUGCUGCCCUCAAAUCAGAUAUGAAGAAAUUCAGAGGGAGUCAUUCCAAGACCCUACCCAUAAAGGGUGAUCAGAAAGGGAGAAAGAACAAGAACUCGAGCAUCGUCAAAUCUAACAUUCAACUCUUUAACUCAUUUUCUACGAGUGAUCAAAACUUCAAUGUUAGUGCUCUUGGUGGUGUGAGAAAGACAAGAGCAUAUAGCCAAAAGGAAACGCAAUCAGUCACCAAACCUCUGACACCGUUGACUAAAUCAACUAGUAUGGACAGUGGUAUCUCUAAUCUUCAGGCUGCUGGGCAUCCAAUGUCAACAAGAAGCAAAGACGUGGAUGACUCAUUCUUGACAGCUGUUGGGAGUAAAGCAACUCUGAAGGUUCUCAGUUCUUCUAUGGAGAACAUCUCAACACCAAAAGAAGAACAUACUGCUCCAACAUCCAAUCAAAGCCGCCCUAUUCAAAGUUCACAGUCCAUGCUUGACAUCAGUACCCCAGUAACCUCUGUCAACAAGCCACCUAUGAUACGUCAUAUGAGGAAUGUCAGAUCUAUGCAGAAUGUUUCCACACCCGACAACAAAGAGAACCCCUCAACUCCACCAUCCAUCAGAAGAAGGCGUCCCGUCUCCCAGGGCCAAAAGACGGCUUUCCAAGAGAGUGAUUCAUUUUCCAAACUCAAGAGAGAGAAAGCUUUCGAGGUGGAAGAUGAAGCGUCCAGCGUACCUCUUGUCAAACCGCUCAGAGAUAACAACUCACCACAUCUGCCCAGGACCAGGAAACCAGCUCCUUUGGAUCCAAGACUAGCAACACCCCUCACACCUGUCCAGCGUGCGAGACUUUGUACCCCUGGUAGUAGGAAACCAGUCGCUAUCAGACACAGAUCACCUGUCAAACCGGUCAAGAGACUGGUCAAGUCUCCUUCUCCUGCCAGAUCCAAGGGUAGACUAACACCAGACAGGGAUAACAGGACCCCUAAGAGAUACCCUAGAUCCCCAAGGAAUCCUUUAGAGAAUGCAUCACCCCGUGGGAGGAGGCAAAGGAGUGCUGUUCCUGUACAUGUCCAAGAUGAAUGGGAGCUCUAAGACACAAUAGAAGAACAAAUUAUGUCAAUUUGCAUGAUUGUAUGUAAUCUAGAUAUAGCAUAUUUAGCUUCAUGCAUACAUAUUUUUCCAUUAAUCUCAGAAACUAUGAGACUUGUUAUUAGACAAAGUUUCAUUUUUUGAGGGGGCGUGGGGCUUAUUACACAAACUCAUGAAAUUUAACAUAAAAUAGUGUAAGUUCUUGGUAUCAUUUGCAACAAUCUCAUCAGUACCUGUACAUUUGAUUGAAAUAACAUCUCUUGAUGUCUAGUUGCUAGUGAUGUGUGAAAAUAAACCAAUGUAAAAAUUAUGUUAUGAUUGAAUAUAUGGUCAUUGGUGCUUCAACUGCCUUACGCUCUCUGAUAGAUUAACAGUACUAUAAUUUGUGACCUAAAUUGUACAUUGUAUAGAAGACAAAUUUGUAUAUAUCAAUAAUCGAAUUCCAUUCUGUCAUCACUGUAUUAGCAUAUAUAUUUUGAAGAUUUUGUUCAAUCAAAAUGUUUUGAUACUGUAUGUCUUGUAAAUAUUGGUAUACAAAAGUUUGAUGUCAAUCAUAUGCAUCAGUUUCACCUAGGUGUUGAACCACCAUGACAUUUUAUGGAGUGUGUAAGGAUUUGUGGUGGAAUUAAUUACAGUAUGUCAAAUCGUGGUAUAAAUUGCACUUUGUGAGGACAUUGAUGAGGCAGAUUAUGAAUAUGGAAGGUGUGUUGAAACAUUAUCAGGGUUCUUAGCUUUCCAUGUCAACUUUUGGUGGCCAUUCAAUGUAGAUUGUGCAAACUUCUAAUGAAACAUAUUAUACCCAUACUAUGAGGUGAGAAAUUUCAUGUGCCACUUGGACUUCGAGGUAAGCACUUUAAAUGUGAUUUUAUUUGGUCAAUAUCAUCCAGGCAACCUCUUCAUGUGAGCCCUGUCUGACCUAUUUACUUGAUUCUAGAAAUAAAAAUACCUGAAGAAUAGGUGGUCGUAAUUGUUGCAAUAGACCCAAAUUGAGCACUUUAGGCCGUCCCAUAUGAAAUUCCCAAAGAUUGGACUGGGAUUUGAGAGAUUAUUUUCUGUGUGAUUCUAUAUCUUGUUAGUUUGAUGUGAGGUUUUCAUGCACUUUUAGUAUAGAUACUUCCUUACAU
Strongylocentrotus purpuratus (purple sea urchin) is the source of this 5235-nucleotide messenger RNA. RefSeq lists its product as uncharacterized. The transcript is spliced from 10 exons. The record is from RefSeq and is a predicted model, not a curated record. Gene Ontology annotation, biological process: signal transduction. NCBI's taxonomy places the organism in Eukaryota, Metazoa, Echinodermata, Echinoidea, Camarodonta, Strongylocentrotidae. The coding region runs from base 86 to 4114 and encodes 1342 amino acids.